Molecule: messenger RNA, 4503 nt
Organism: Chlamydomonas reinhardtii
Lineage: Eukaryota; Viridiplantae; Chlorophyta; Chlorophyceae; Chlamydomonadales; Chlamydomonadaceae
Exons: 2
Coding region: 156-4001 (1281 amino acids)
Source: RefSeq, a predicted model, not a curated record
ACUGUUGCAUAGGGUAAGCGUUUUACAGGACCUGGGCUCUUGCAGUCACUGCGGGAGAUUACCUGUUGCCGUGAGGCGUUAUCAAGGCCGAUCAUGGGCCCGAGAUAGAGGAUCGUAAGCGAGUACAAGCGUGCACGUAGGCAGGGUCUGGCACCAUGGACCAGCAAACAAUAGCCCGGCUGGGCAUGAGCUUGGAUGACUUGCUCAAGAAGUCCAAGCCCGAGAAGAAGGCUCAGGGCGGCGCAGCUCCCGCUGCAGCGGGAAGGGGAGCUGGACGCGGCGGGCGUGGAGCUGGGGCCAUGGGGGCAGCGGGACGGGGCAGCAGCGGGCGAGGGGCAACGGCUCAACCUGCCGCCGCCGGCAGGGGCCGUGGCGCGCGUCCAGUACUGGGACAUGCCGCUGCCACUUGGGAGACCCCCGCUCGCACGCACGCUCACCCAGCACCGCGGCAAGACGGACAACAGCGGUACCAGCAACCGCAACACCAGCAGCAGCCUCCCGCCAAACGGCAGGCGGUGCAGGCGCCGACCGCGGCUCAGCCACCCCAGAAGCUUGCGAUCACAGACAAACUCAGCCUGUCGCUGGACGACCUCGCCAAGCGACAGUCACGGCAGCAACCGCAAUCGCAACAGCCGCAGCAGACCAAGAAGCGGGCCCGAGAGCAGGUCGAGGCGCCAGCGGCUGCGCACCCCGCGCAUUACGUGCAGCGGGGGGGCCCGGCGGCAGGGCGGGGCGGCGGCCGUGCAGGCCGCGGCGGCGGACGCACGGCCGGACGGCUGGACGGACGGGCUGAUGGCAGGGGGCCGGGGCCAACCUCUCGGGCCGCCGCCCCCAAGUACAUGCUCGUGCGCCCAACCACCGACCCAGGCAGCGGAGGCGCGCCAGCCCACGCCGGCCGCGGCCGCGGCCGCGGGCCCGGCCCGGGCCCUGGUCGGGGCCGUGGGGGCCGCGGCCAGACCCAGGGCCCAGGCUACACCCGCGGACAGCAGCAACAGCAGCAACAGCAGCUGUACCGGCGUGGCGGGCGUGAAGGCCAGGGGGGUCAGGGCGGCUACGGUGGCGCCGACGGAUACGCCGGGCAGCACGGGGGCAAUCUGGCGGGACCGCAGCACGCGUACGAGUAUGAUGACGGCCCGGGUUACGAGACCACGGAACCACUUUUAUAUGGCGGAGACGGUUACGAGACCACGGAACCACUUUUUGAUGUCGGCGAGGGUUACGAGACCACGGAACCACUUUUUGAUGGCUACGGCUAUGGCGACGGCCAGGAGGGAUUCUACCUCGAGGGCGGCGGCGACGAAGUCUUCCAGGACGGCGGCGACGACCCCCAGUUCGAAGAUGAGGAUGAUGAGUACUAUGAAGAGUACGAGGACAAUACCGGGUAUGGUGAAGCAGCAGGCGGAGGAGGCGAGCCGCGGCAGCGCCACCAGCACCAGGCGCGCCGCGGCUCGGAGACGGGUGGCCACGGCGGCGGCGGCGCGGCUGGUGAGGGCGAGGGCCAGGAGGCCUACCAGUUCCGCCGUGCCAUGCGCGCCCUGCUCCAGAACACGCCCUCCGCACUGCCGAAGCAGUUCUACCCCGGCGCUGGCGGCGUGGCAGGCGUCAGCAGCCGCGGCAGCAGCAGCAGCGGCAAGGCGGCGCAGGAGGCGGCGAAGGCGGCGGAGCGCAAGGCGGCCGCCAAGGCCGCCGCCACGGAGGCCCAAGCGGUGCUGUCGCGUGCUGAGGCCGUUCUCGCGCGCAUGGUGAAGCUGGAGGUAGAGCUGGGGGCGAAGCCGGAACAGCCGCAGCCCACGCCUUUCGAGCGCGCCGGCACCUCAGCAGCGGCGGUGGUGGCAGGCGCCGGGGCGUCAGCGGAUGCGAGGCGGGCCGCGCCCGCGCAGGCCGGUGUGGCUGCAGCCGCGGCGCCAGUCGGCUCGCCUGGUGCGGCGGGCGGGCGGGCGCCCGGCGACCACCGCGCGCCGUUGUUCACCGGUGGCUCGGGCGACUGGGUGACGGCCGGGCCGCCGCCGCGCCACGAUGGCGGUGGCGGUGGCGGUGGCGGUGGCGGUGGCGGUGGCGGGCACGACCAGGGGCGUGAUCGCCCGCAGCAGCCCCAGCCAUACCACCGAGAUAUGCCACAGCACCAGCAGUACCAGGCCGGCGGCCCGGCACCCGCCCGGCCCGGCUACGACGACCGCGCCCCGCCGCCACGGCCUGACGGCUACGGCGGCACUGCCGCGGACGCAGGCCGCCGCUCCGACCGGCCGCCAGAGCGCGGCGAGGAGGGGGUCUGGCGGAGGCCGCCGGACUACCCACAACAGCAGCAACAGCAGGACCCACAGCAGCGGGGCCCACCCAACUAUGAGCGGGAUCCCGGGCCGGCCUACGGCCGUGGCAGCGGCGGUCCGGGUGGGUACGUCGACGGGCGUGGUCGCGAGCGGGACGCCUGGGACCAGCCGCCGCCGCCGCCGCAGCAGCAGCAAUGGGGCAGCGCGCCGGCGCCACAGCGUGACGGUGGGGGCGACAGGGACCGCGACCGCGAGCGGGGCCAGCGGCCCGUGGGGCCCAGCGCCGGGCGCGGUCGGAGCCGCAGCCGCAGCCGGGAGCGGGAACGGGACCGCAGCGCCGGCGGCGGCGCUGGAGGCUAUGCUCCGCAGCAGCCGGUGCCCUUGCAGCGGCGGAGCCCAGCCAGGGACCGCUCGCCGCCGGGGCGCGGUGGGCCGCUACCGCCGCCGCGAUAUGACUGGCCCCAGCGCGAUGGUCGCGAGCCGCCCUACGAUUACCACGGCUACCGCGGCAAUGGGCUGCCGCCGUCAAUGGGGCCCAUGGGCGGCUCGCACGGCCCCGGCCCAAUGCCGCCGCCGCCUGGCCCACACGCUCUGGGCCCCCACGGCGGCGGCGGUGAGUACAUGCGCCCGGGGUAUGCGGACCCCUAUGUGGUGGUGCCUCCACACAUGCAGCCGGAUGAGUUCUAUCAACCGGUUGUGGGGGCCGCGAGGCCGCCCCCCGAUGGCCUGGGGUCGAUGGAGCGGGAUGGCUACCGCCGCCGCGACACGCAUUCGCCCGACGGCAACAGCGACCCCGGGAGCAGGGAGCGCGACACGCGUGACCGUGAGCGGGAGCGGGAGAAGGAGCGCGAGCGAGAACGGGAGCGGCAACGGGAGCGGGAGAGGGAGCGGGAGAGGGAGCGGGAGCGGGAGAGGGAGAGGGAGCGUCGCGAGCGGGAGCGCGAGCGCGAACGUGAACGCGAGAGGGAACGCGACCGAGAGCGCCGGGACCGGGAGCGGGCCGGCGAUGACCGGCGGGUGGCAGAGGCCGGGCGCAGCGGUGGCGGCGGCACAAGCGGCGGCGGCCGUGGCGCCGCGGAGGCUCGCGAUGACCGCGUCGCAGCCUCCCGGGGCCAGCGGACUGAGCGUGACGCUCGUGACGCUCGUGACGGUGGAGCCUCUGGCUCCGCACGCGAUGCGCGCGGCAGGAGUGGCAGCCCAAGCCGCGGCCGCAGCGGGCGUGACGGCGGCGGCGCCGGUGCAGGCGGCGCCAGGGGUGCAGGCGACGCUGGACAGAAGCCGGCAUCGGCAUCGUCGCCGUCGCCCCGCCGCAGCCUCAGCCGCAGCCCCAUCCGCAGCAGGAGUCGGAGCCCACUGUUGGCUCGGCCGACGGUCGUCAGCAAGGUCGCCAGCGGGGAGCGUGGCGCCGGUGCAGCGGGCUCGGAGGAGCGGGACGGCGGCGUUGAAGAUGAGGGCCGCGGCCGCAGCAGCGACGGAGAUACGGAGGAGGGCGAAGACGACGGGCACCAGCAUAGGCACGAGGGAAGCGACGGCGACGGCGGUGACAAGCCAUCAGCCAGCGAUGAUGGCGAGGCGGAGCAGGCGCAGGCACAUGGCGAGCACCAGGAGCAGGAGUCGGGCGAGGCGCAGGAAACGGGUGAUGCUGAGGGGGCAGAGGAGGAGGUGGAGGAGGAGGUGGAGGAGAUUUACGAAGAGCCCGUGGAUGACCUACCUGAUGAGCUGGAGGUGGACUGAGGGCCUGGAUCCAUGCUAGCCCACUGCUAGCCCACUGAUUGGCGCUACGGGAGCCCGGAGGAGAGUUGUGCAGCCCGGCCGCAUGGUCCUGGUGACGCCAAGGCAGAGGCUAGGCGGUUGGGUAGGCGACGGCCCGGCAGCAGGCGACAGGCGCAGGCCAAGCCUGUGUUGCUCUUGCUGUUUCCCUGCUUGUGGGUUGGCUUUUGGGACCUAGGCAGCUGGUGAUGAUGUCUGCGGAAAACAGGCUUUUGUGAUGCUUGUGGGGUAUCUGGCAUCUGUGGACGCCGUGCCGUUGCCUUUGCAAGGCGUUAAUGCAGGUACGCAGCCAUGCCGCGCAAGGAUGCUAGGAGCGGUAGUGAGUAGUACAGUCGAACACACCUAACUUCGUUGCACGAUGUGAGUUUCCUAGCGUUAUAAGGGCCCACCGGCCCGGGCCACUGGUACUUACGGGGACAGGAUAGCACGCAUGCUCGUGCACACCACCUUGUAACCAACAACAACA